UAUGUUGCCAUGGCAUCGUCGUCAAAAACAAAAAAGAGCAAAGGUCGUCGAAACACUGAGACGAAAAUGCUAGAAAAAGAAAUUGCUAGACAAGUUACUUUCACUAAACUCAGUUCAAACAUUGUCAAACAAGGAAAUGAACUUCGCACUCUUUAUGGGGCUGAGAUAACUUUGAUUUUCUUUUCACCCGAAGGACAGCCCUUCUCCUACGGAGACCCAUCAGUUAUUGAUCGUUAUCUUUCAGAUGUAAAGGAUACUUCUGAAGAUGCAGUGGUUACGGCUCAAUGUAAUGCAAGAAUUGCUGAACUCAAUAUUGAGUAUAACAAAGCUCUUAAGAAGCUAGAAGCUGAAAAAAAAAGAGGAAAGCAAUUAGCGGAGGAAAGAAAAGACAAUAACAGUAAGUAUUGGUGGGAUAGACCUGUUGAUGAACUGAGUUUGGAACAGUUAGAAACGCUUGUACUUCGCUUGGGUGAGCUUAAGAUCCAGUUAAAAGAUUGACUAGAGGAACUAUUUCCAUCCAGCGGUGUUGCAUCUUCUUUGACCUCUUCAUAUGAAGUCACUCGUGAACUUUAGUUUGUCCAUAGACGUGAGGCUCAUUAGCUGUAAGUUUAUACAUCUCGAAAUGAAGUCUCAGUUAUAUCUCCGGACGUGAACGUUUUGGUUUUAGUUGCAUACUUGGCUAUUGCUAAUUUUGAGGCCAUAUUAGUCCUCACAUAUUGAUAAAAAAAAUGUAAGCAAAAUAAAAUGGGUACAACUACUGUAACCUAUAAGCAAGGGACGGCCAAAAAUAAA
Molecule: messenger RNA, 792 nt
Organism: Papaver somniferum (opium poppy)
Lineage: Eukaryota; Viridiplantae; Streptophyta; Magnoliopsida; Ranunculales; Papaveraceae
Product: agamous-like MADS-box protein AGL61
Exons: 1
Coding region: 10-498 (162 amino acids)
Biological process (GO): regulation of transcription by RNA polymerase II
Molecular function (GO): DNA-binding transcription factor activity, RNA polymerase II-specific; protein dimerization activity; RNA polymerase II cis-regulatory region sequence-specific DNA binding
Source: RefSeq, a predicted model, not a curated record